This is a messenger RNA of Tigriopus californicus, 3900 nucleotides long. It is a transcript of the gene ckn, whose product is annotated as caskin-1-like. Gene Ontology annotation, molecular function: protein binding. The transcript has 8 exons. The coding region runs from base 985 to 3726 and encodes 913 amino acids. Lineage: Eukaryota; Metazoa; Arthropoda; Copepoda; Harpacticoida; Harpacticidae. The record is from RefSeq and is a predicted model, not a curated record.
AAAGUCGAUCGUUUCAAAGGUAUUUUGUCAAAAGCUUAUGUAGCUGACCAAGAACAGGCCGAAUAUUCAAAUGUUAUGUAAUGUUUACUACAUAACUUUGAACAUGUCUCCUGAGUUCCCUAAACAUAGGUUUGGGCUCAAACUUGGCUGAGUUCCUCUAUUCAACAAGAUCUUGUGGUCGUAUGAACUGCUUAUUUGGAAUAAGAUGAGCGGUUUAGGAUAUAGGAUAUUUUUGCUUCCGUUUGCAGUCCAUAUCUCUAGAAGUCCGUGACAUAGAUCAAUUAAGAAACGAAGACGGAGUUGGAAUUUGUUUUAGUUAAAGAAUGUUUACCAGAGGCCGAGUGCAUUUAUGCCACGAUAGUGUUUACAACAUAUAAAUAAGUGGCAAAGUGACAGGUUUAAAUAUCAAGGGCCAAUGGCGAAUCCGGAUUCCGCUUCUCCUCGCGAUCUCCAAGUAUUUUCUACAUCGGUGGUGGAGGAGGGAGAAUAAGGAGAAGGAGGAAGACAUGAGUUGUGUCUCAAGUCACGGCCAGUACCAUGAUUGGGAUUCCAACUUGGAUGUUGAACUUGUUUUGAUAGGGGCAGCAUUCGUCUCCGUCUAGGCUUGUUCAUGGAAUCAUGGCCGGACAUUUCUUCUUCUCCUUCUGCUAUUAGUCACUCGCAAGAUCAAGACGGAAACUUUGGAGGACCCACCGUCCAAUCCUCGUCCAGUUGAGCUUGAACUUGGUAGGCGUGCGUGCUUGUAAUUCAAACGUAUGUCAAUUUCAUCCAUUGGGCAUGGCCUCUUGUCCCUCCAUCACCUCCAUCACCACCACUACCACCACUACCUCCUCUCGUCCUGAAUCAGUGCCAAAGCGAGUCGAGACGACGACGGCGGGGAAUGAGUCGCGACGACCACCAGAUGUUUGCCAAAAUCAUCCACAAACACUCGUUCCUGAAGUGAGCUCGACUAGUGUGUGAGAUUUGCCAAACUCGGGAACGAGAAUGCAUCUGUCCAACAAAUCCUCUACCUUACCUAGAAAAUGGGGACCCAAAACCUCCACCGACAUGCCACCCCCAUUGCCACCCACAAAAAUCGGCAAGAUCUUCCGAAAACCCAGUCUGGCUCGGUCGCUUUCGUUCCAAAAAGACCGAUCUUGUUUGUCGCAAACGGGGGACUUUAAAGUGCCACCCUCCGUUCUGCCACCGCGGAGAACGAAUCAUCCAUUUGCGAGACUCUCUCGAGCAGGAUCGUUCUUCAAUGUGAAUCGAGCCGACAAGUGGAAAAGCAAUUCGUUAGUCGACUUGAACCAUAAUAUCACAAGUGCGUCGUGUUCGAAGGAGGAUCUCUUGUUCCGAUGCUCUUCGAAUGAUCGACUCCAAACUUCUGUGCUUGGGAACCAUAAAUUAGCUAGCUAUCGGCAAUCGUUGUCCAAUCGUCGUCAAAAUUUUGAGCUGAAUCACACAGCUGGAAUCCAAAACAAAAACCUCCGAUCAUCGGGCUCAUGGAAAAAUCUUUUACUGGAUGGAUCCGUAGACAGAAUCGGAGGUAUGAACAAGACCAACCGUGUCAGUACUGUGGCGAAACCGGUGGUGCCACCCACUGUUCCGGGAUCCUCACACGAGCCUCAACAACCCUCCAGAUGUUUGUCGUCGUUUAAGCCGACCUGGGCGGAAGUUGACAAUGGACCCUUGCACCAAAAUCCAGGUAACUCGGUUAGGCACUCAUCAAUCGAGCUCCAAACUGGAUCCUCGUUUCGUAAUCUUACGGAUGAUCAAGGGAUUGACAUGACCUUGAGUCCUGGACGAGACAGCAUUGGUCAUGACAGCACCGCUAGUUACGUUACGACUGGCUCUUCUGUCAGUAGUGGAUGCCGGAAUUCCACCACGAGCAUUGACAGUGGACGGGAAUCCAACAGCAUUAUGUCAACGUUCUCGUCUCAAACUGGACAUCGGAUGCAUCCGCACCAACGACACGCCGCCUUAAGUUCAGGGCCAAAACCCGGGUGUCAUUCUUCGUCUUCCUCCUUGGGUUCCAUUGAUCGAGGAGAAGAUUCCAUUUGCACACUUAACGUUCACGAGUUGGUCGAGAAUGGGAUGCAGGAUCGGGAAAUCCUGAAUAUUUGGCUAUCAGAUUUGAACUUUGAGGACUACUUUGAUUUAUUCGAUUCGGCCGGCUACGAUAUGCCAACCAUCUCACGGAUGACCCCAGAAGAUUUGACAGCAAUAGGAAUUAAGAAACCCAACCACAGAAAAAAAUUAAAAAGCGAGAUAUCAAAGCUGAACAUCGGCGACGGUCUUCCAAACCACAUUCCUGCCUCUUUGGACGAGUGGCUCCGAUUAAUCCGACUUUCCAGUUACGGGGCACAACUUCAUUCACAAGGAUAUCACACGGUCACGGACGUGCUGCAGAUCUGCGUCGAAGAUUUAGAGGACGUAGGCAUUUAUAAACUCGGCCAUCAAAAAAGAUUCCUGUUGGCUGUGAAGAAGAUUAAAGAAAUCCGCAGUGGGAAGAGAGCCAUGAUUGGAACGAGUGAGUGUACCUUGCCACCCAAAGGUAUGAUGUCACCCCGACCCAAGAUACCAUCUGCGGAUCAUUACAAUUACGACCUUCGAAAAGCGCCAGAAUUUCGGCCAGACAUGGCGCUGAGUGGACGCACGAGCUCUUUUGGAGGAAAUCCCAUCUACCAACCGGAGAUUAUUCAAAUCAACUCGUCACAGCAUCAAGGCAAUUUGCCCAUGGCACCAGUAUCUCCAUUGCGUGGACUCACCCACAGCAUGAAUUCUAGACAUACCUAUGCUUCCGAUCAACAUAGCACAUAUGCCCACCCUCCUCAACAGCAAUUCUUCUACGAAUCCGAUCAUCCGGGUGCCCAAGGAGCCUCCCUUACAUCAGGUCCCAGUUCGAGAGAUCAACAUCAGCAGCAGCAACAACAACAACAACAACAGCCCGAACAGCCGCAUCCUAGUCAAAAUAGCUUCGGUCGUCCACCGCUUCCUUCACCUCCUCUCUCAGAGCGACAAAACCCGGACGAUUUUGGACCUUCAAUAUCGUCUGCUUUUCCCCCGCGUAUGCCCCAUUUGCGUUUCACAUCAAUCCCGCACCAACCCGUUUAUGAUUCUCUAGGAUAUCACCAAGCCUCCUUAAGCAACUCGACUGGACUGCCUUCGUGGUCUCACGGAAAAACCAUGGACGACGUAGACGCUAUACGUCAUCAAAAACAAUCUCAUUUUCAAUACCAAGCUCGAGCACUGCUUUCAAGUCAAGAUUUAGGCAGCGGAGGGACCUUGCCUCGUCCAAAAGGCUUGGUCAAACCCAUUCCAGUGGCUAAAAUCAUGGCCAAUUCUCGAGAGCAGGAGAAGCGAAUUGACGAUGAUCAUAUGGCUAAAUUUGAACCUUUGAAGUUACCAGAUCCUGGCAGCGAUUCCUCGUUAGAUCCACUUCCGAGUUUGGAGCAGAUUCCUUUCGCAAAUGAGCACGCCGGGACAAUUCGACCCAGAGAGAUCUCGACCUCGGAAUUCAUCAAUCAGGACGAAGAGGACGAGAACGCUGAUUUGAAAAAGAGUCUGUGCGAAGAUAAUACUAAAGGGAAAAGCAAAACAAAGCUCAACCGAUCGCCAGGUCAACGAAGUGCUGGGGAUGUACUGAAUGACAUUGGUUCUAUGCUAGCGGACUUAACUGAUGAGUUGGAUGCUAUGCUUCACUCUGAGAGAGACGCACCGGAUUCAUCGUCCCCGUCGUCCUGAUGGAUUUCGUGUCAUGAUUAAGAACCGAUCCUCAUCGCCUCCACCUCCAGAUCGAGGUCAAGCUUUUUAAAUUACAGAGCUUCUCCAUUCCAGAAAUCGAUCGCAUUUUUUAAAAUUUCCUAUUUCAUCUUGUUCGCAUCACUAUUGAAAUAUACUUUUGUCUUGUUACGGACA